GUUACCUUGUAUUACUUCAAAGAAAAUAGCAAGAUGGUGGAUGAACGUCGCAGGCGCCACCGUGGCGAAGAUUCUGAUGAGGAGGAUCCUCUGUCUAAAAAUGACCCAGAUAGGGAGUUCGGAGAGGAUCUUGAGCCUAAACGCCCACGUUCUACACGGCGUUGCGCCCAGAACAGGAAGCCUAUAACUGAAGAACCGACUGAUUCUGAGGAGGAAGAUCAACUUCCAGAAGAAGAGGAGGAGCUUGAGGAUGAUGAUGAGGGUGAUGAGGAAGAAGAGGAAGUCUACGACUCCGACGACGUACAAGAGGAAGAAGAGGACGCCGAGGAAGAUCAGGAAGCCUGAGUCUCUUCCCUUUCCUAAAUUAUUUUUGAUGGCUCUUUGAACACAUCUCAGUUUAUAACUUUUGGACGUGAAUAUUGAACUCUAAUAAUAAAUAAAAUUUUGUCACGUCU
Babesia bovis T2Bo is the source of this 455-nucleotide messenger RNA. RefSeq lists its product as uncharacterized. The coding region runs from base 34 to 345 and encodes 103 amino acids. Lineage: Eukaryota; Apicomplexa; Aconoidasida; Piroplasmida; Babesiidae. The transcript has 4 exons. The record is from RefSeq and is a predicted model, not a curated record.